This is a messenger RNA of Scedosporium apiospermum, 1242 nucleotides long. RefSeq lists its product as uncharacterized. The record is from RefSeq and is a predicted model, not a curated record. The transcript is spliced from 3 exons. Lineage: Eukaryota; Fungi; Ascomycota; Sordariomycetes; Microascales; Microascaceae. The coding region runs from base 1 to 1242 and encodes 413 amino acids. Gene Ontology annotation, molecular function: iron ion binding; heme binding; monooxygenase activity.
AUGGCACUCUCCCUCGUUUUACCAUUAGUGGAACCGUACGAAAGAAUCAAGGAGCAGCUUGUUGUCAUGCAACACGCAUUAGCUCCCUUAAACCUCACAAAAUGGCAGAUUGCUCGACUUCUGGCAGCGCAGGUCUACCGAGACACUUCGCCCGUCGCCCGGGCGUCUCUCAUAGUUUUCUUUAGUGUCUCCUUGAUUUUGGCCCUCGAUUCAUUCGUCCUGCACCCAUAUAUAUUCUCCCUUCAACGGCUCGGCGUGCCGAAGCUGAAACCGUCAAAGGGGAAGCAUGCUUUCGACUACAAGCCGAUGCUCGACGAAGCGGCUGCAAAGUAUCCCGACCGGCCGUGGUUCUUCGGAUAUUCCGGCUUCGAAUUCGUGGUAUUUCCAUCCGCGUACGUCAACGAGAUCCGACGACUUCCGGCGAAAACAGCCUCCCUGGUCGACUUCUUGACUACAGUCCAAUUUGGAGGCUACAAGCUCAUUGGCACUGAUGACUCGAGCAAUACUCUUCACAAGACGGCCAGCACCGAUUUAGCACGGAGUAUCGGGCCACUAGGCCUAGCACGCCAGGAGACAGCGCGUCGUGCAUGGGAGUCUUCACUCGGUCCAUGUCCCCAGUGGAAGAAGGUGUCUCUAUUCUGGACAGUUUUAGAUGUCGUCGUGGCGACUGGCGCGACGGGGAUAGUUGGUGAGCCUUUGAGUCGCGAUAAGAGGUGGCUCAGGGCAGUCCCGUUGCUUCCGGUAGGAGCAGGAAUUGGUGUCUACUUUAGCAGCCUCUUCCCUCGCCUUUUGCGACCUAUGGCUGCGACAGUCUUCUACUUCCCUGCGUUGAUGAUCUACAAGUACAUGAGCUACCUGCUGCGACCUACGAUAGAACAAGCACUUCGCGAACACGACUCAUCGGCAAAUGGAAACGGCAAGGCCGAAAAGAAAAUCACCCUGGUUCACAUGCUCAUGAGCCGCUACAAGCAGGGGGAGUUCAACUACGACCAACUUGUCAAAGACAUUAUCACGGCAACACUCGAGUCGACGCCGACCACCGCUGUAAGCAUCUAUUGGAUGCUCACGGAGCUUCUACAACGGCCGGAUCUUGUCGAGGAGCUGAGGGAGGAAAUUAUUGGCGUCUUACAGGAUGGGAAGUUACCUCCCACCCAGCUGACUGAACUUACGAAGCUGGACAGCUUCAUGCGAGAAAUGGUCCUGCUCACGGAGAUGAACCAGUGGGGCUCAGCCGCAUAUUGA